Messenger RNA from Suillus subalutaceus, 630 nucleotides. RefSeq lists its product as uncharacterized. NCBI's taxonomy places the organism in Eukaryota, Fungi, Basidiomycota, Agaricomycetes, Boletales, Suillaceae. The record is from RefSeq and is a predicted model, not a curated record. The transcript is spliced from 2 exons. The coding region runs from base 22 to 630 and encodes 202 amino acids.
ACCAGCAGGCAGUUUACCGCGAUGGCAGGAACCCCACCUUUUGGUGUUCUAUUGGGGUACUUUACUUCCAAAUCAACCAAUUCCGUGACGCCCUUGAUGCAUACUCCCGUGCCAUCCGCAUCAACCACUGGUGGUCAGCUGCCUGCUGCAUCAGGUCCUCAGGAUGUGCACCCAACCGCAUAUGCCAGCACCGUGUCAAGUGGCCCGCCUAGCGGCGACAACCUUCACUUGCCCCCUCCUGCACCUGCUCCUGCAUCUAGAUCAUCACCUGGUCCGUUCCGAGGUGGUCCUCCACCACCUGUAGUGCUGGAUGAGAGUCGUCACAUGCCUUCACAUACACCUCUCGCACUUAUGGACGUCGAUCGUCCACCCAUACUCGUGACUCUGGUCCUCCUCUCCUGCUACAAUCGACGUCUACUCGUCCCCCAAUCUUCCGGCCUCAGUCAAGCAGCUCGAAUAUGGCCAUACCCUUUCCGACUACAACAUUCAGACCGCCCUCGUCUCCCCCCUUGCCAAUGGCGUCACUCAUCUUCUAGUAAUGCAGCUGAUGCUGACCCCCAUGACCUCCAAACCCCGAUACCGGGUAACCGUUUCCUGGUCUCCCUCCCUGGUGGUAAGUCGUUUUUUUAG